GAUGGAGCAGUCGCCAGAGGCUGGGGUGUUGCCGGUCCGUGAUGGCUGCACUGGUAAGGGCCGUGGAAAUCAAUCCCUUGGAAAGGGUCAUGGUCUGAACUUGGAGGGUCAGCUUGUGCGGGUGUGCCGCCUGAAGCUGAUGAUGGAGGACGGCGACAUGGAGGGUAUCACACACCAAGGAGUGCUGCUCGCGACGGAGGCGGCAGUUCUUGGGCAACAUGAUGAACAACAAGCUCAUGAAGGAGCUGCUCCGCGACCAAUCAGGGCUGACAACGCCAUUUACCUGCCUGAACGAGAUGAGGCUUCUCGCCCUGCUGGCAUGGAUCUUCAACCAGCACGACGAUUGCGAGGCAAAACAAAGCCUGCUAUGUUGCAUCGAUUGAUGCGGGCACCAAUCGAGGGGGAGGAUGACCCUUUUGAACAUCUUGGCCGAGUCAAUGCGCCAUCAUGGGAGAGAGACAGCGAUGAUAGCUGGUCUCUGGAGACAGUGCCAUCACCAGACUCAUCUCUGGACGGAUCUGGAGGUGGGGAGGAGGAGGAGGCGCCUAAUAGUCAGUGCGGUGGCUCAUGCCUGACAGCCUCACAGGAAUAUGAAAACUUCUUACAAAAGGUGCAACACAACUUGCACAUGUUGGUGAUGGAUGAGAUGGUCCACAUUGAUGGCACGGCUGAUGAACAAGCUUGGUGCAUGCCCGUGUUGAAAGAGAUGCUGGUGCAAAAGGCGGAGGUUGAAGAGGCGACGAACCCAUGUGGAAUCUGGAAGCUGUGGACCGAUGAGAACUAUGAAAAGCGAGGCUGGAUCUAUGAGGGGCCGCGGUGGCUCAACUUCAUCCAUGACUUCACGGCGACGGUCGGGCUCAGCCGGCGCUACAUCGUUGGAGACCAGGCCACGUUCGGGCUUGCAGGGUGGCGGAAGCACUAUUUCUUUGAGUAUGAUGCCACAAUCGGGCUCUUGCGGCGUGGUUGA
Molecule: messenger RNA, 967 nt
Organism: Cladocopium goreaui
Lineage: Eukaryota; Dinophyceae; Suessiales; Symbiodiniaceae
Source: the annotation of a GenBank genome assembly